Messenger RNA from Hydractinia symbiolongicarpus, 1817 nucleotides. RefSeq lists its product as uncharacterized. The record is from RefSeq and is a predicted model, not a curated record. Lineage: Eukaryota; Metazoa; Cnidaria; Hydrozoa; Anthoathecata; Hydractiniidae. The coding region runs from base 341 to 823 and encodes 160 amino acids. The transcript has 2 exons.
UGAGAUGACGGUUAGCUUGUUUAACGAGCAUUUCAAAAACAAUUUAUAUUAUUUUGUUUUUUUAUUGGAUGACUAAAUAUAAAUACAUGAGCUUAAGUGGUAUGAGGUAUUUUCAAGUAAUUUGAUUUUCAAUUGCGGUAAAGAUAUAUUGUUAUUUUACUUACCGUACACUUUUCACUCCUUGGGUCACCACCAAUUUAUUAAAAAGACGGAUAAUUUUCUAAAAUUAUCCAUUUUUACAAAUUGUGUCAAUAACCUAUAUAAAAAACAAAGAACUGCAUAAGAAAGGCGACAGACUUAAGGUUUUUUACUGGACAUACAAAAAGAAGAGAAGACUGAAAUGAAUGGAAUAAAAUAUUGUAAAUGUUUUUGGUUUUUAUAUGUUUCCCACUUCGCCAUGUUGUCCAUCAAAGCAACAAAAAGGGAAAGAAACGAUUCUCAAACCUGCAUUACAGAGUGGACACCGCGAAACAUCGAUAAAUAUGUAAUGCUUUUUGAGAUUGAAUGCAGAAGUGAAAUCACAAAUAUAUUGUGGAAGAGAAACAUUACUGCGAACCAGCCUGUGUCCUGUGGUAAUGUCAGUACAUCACAAGUGCAUUCAGUAAUAAUUCGAAGAGUAUUUAUGAAAGAAAAGGGUGGACAACUAUUGUAUAACCCUGCGUUAAACAGAAAUGGUAUGAGAGCUAUUUGUGUGUUUGUUUGUUUGUUUGUUUGUUUGUUUGUUUGUUUGAUUUUUGUUUGUUUGUUUGUUUGUUUGUUUGUUUUUCUGUUUGUUUGUUUUUUUGUUUUUUUCUUUGUUUGUUUGUUUGUUUGUCUUUGUUAAAUUGCUAUUGUUGAGUUAAAUGAUUGAAUUAUUAAACUGGUGCUCAAAAAAACUCGCCCAAGCUCUAUUUUUUGCCUAGUUAGAUAAUAUCCACUUAUUACAAAGAUUAAUAUUUCGAAGGAAGGAUACACGAGAAUUUACUGUUUCUUUAGAUCAGGAAAAAGAUAACACUACUCUUUUUUGCUGGCAUUAGCAAUGCAGAUUAAAAAAAAAUGCCGAAAUUUAGUUUUUUCGUUACCUGUAAUGUGUAGAGGUUAACACGCUGAUCAAAAUAAUGUAUAGGAUCAUAUGUUUUGACGAACGCCUAAGGGUUUAAAAAUUUUGCUGACGUCAGCAAAUACCCGCCAAAACACAAAGAAAUUUGUAUAUCUGUUGCCAUCAAAAAAAGAUAAACACAUCCACUAUGACCGUCACACACACUUCGUAUUAUUAUAUAAGAAGAAGAAGAAGAAAAUACAGCCUAGCAUUUUGGCAGAUAAUGUCUAUCAGGAAAAAUUUAAGACCAGUAAGUGUCAUUUUCCAUCCUGAAUAUACUUUCGUGUAGUAUCAAGUCAUUUCAAUUUUUUUUUUUACAAAUUUCGCUGUACAGCCUCGCGUGCAUUCAAGGAAGCCCCAUAACCACUCUGUUUUGUAGGAAUUUCAGUCUGUGUUCAUGAAAACCGAUGUCACUGUAAAAACACUUCAAGAUCAUUUGAUAAUCUAUUUUCUCACGAUAACUACAACCUGACAACGAAAAACUGUAAUAAAAUGAAUAGGAAAUAAAUUUAACAAAAUAAAAAAGUACAAUCGGUUUUGAGUUUAGAAACAAAAUGAUUACAAAUCACGAGAGAAGAAACUUUUCGGAGCUUGAAAUCUUAUAAAAUCUUGAAAACAUGAACUGCUUGAGCUUCAAAAUUUAUAAAUGAAAUAAAUAAUAGAUUAUUAGAGCUUUAAAGAAUAGAAAAACAAACUUUUGACCUUGAGUUUAAGUACUUAUCGGAUAAAGUAAAAUAUA